Messenger RNA from Phalaenopsis equestris, 1928 nucleotides. RefSeq names its product putative pentatricopeptide repeat-containing protein At5g40405. Gene Ontology annotation, biological process: RNA modification. Gene Ontology annotation, molecular function: zinc ion binding; RNA binding; protein binding. The transcript has a single exon. The coding region runs from base 22 to 1878 and encodes 618 amino acids. The record is from RefSeq and is a predicted model, not a curated record. Lineage: Eukaryota; Viridiplantae; Streptophyta; Magnoliopsida; Asparagales; Orchidaceae.
CAUUCCCUCCUUCUGAACCUGAUGAUCUCUUCCCUCCGGACCACUGCAUCUAACCCUCUCACUCUCCUGGAACCAACCUCCACCAUCAAAGAACUUCACCAAAUACACGCUCAGCUCCUUGUCCGUGGCCACCUCGGCGAUCCUCCUCUCCUCUCCAAAUUCAUCUCAGUCCUCGCCCUCUCUCAGAACAACCCUCAACAUCUCCCCUACUCCCGCCAAAUCCUCGACUACUCGCCUUCUUCACCCACCAUCUUUGCCCUCAAUUCCCUAAUUCGCGCCCAUUCCAAACCCCCAUUUAACCCUCUCGAAGGCUUCAGCUACUACCGCCAAGUCCUCCAAUCCCCUUCCCUCUCUCCCGACAACUUCACUUUCACCUUCCUAAUCCGUGCCUCCGCCCAUCUCACCUCUGUCUGUAUUGGCGCGGCCGCUCAUGCCGCUGCGUUCAAGCGAGGCCAUGCCAACGACCCACACGUCCAGAGUGGUCUCAUCCACAUGUACUCCUCUUUUCGUUCCAGCACUGCUUGUCACCGCAUAUUUGAAGGAAUACUGAACCCUGAUGUUGUCACACAGACUGCCAUGAUCGGUGCCUAUGCAGCCUCUGGUGAGAUUGAGUUUGCUCGUAAGAUGUUUGAGGAAAUGCCUCACAGAGAUGCUAUCUCCUGGAACGCAAUGAUAGCCGGGUACUCAAAUGUGGGUCGAUGUAGAGAGGCUUUGGAGUUAUUUUCAGUGAUGCAGGGUGAGGGUGUGAGUGUGAGUGAGGCCACCAUGGUUUCAGUCCUCACUGCUUGUGCCAACCUGGGAGCAUUAGAUCAGGGAAGAUGGGCGCAUGCAUACAUUCAGAAGAAGAGAAUUCAGCUGACUGUAGAACUUGGUACUGCGCUCAUAGAUAUGUAUUCCAAGUGUGGUUGUGUCGGGAGAGCUAUGGAAGUGUUCGAGUCCAUGCCUGAGAAGAAUGUGUACACUUGGAGCAGUGCAAUGAGUGGUCUUGCUAUGAAUGGAGCAGGCAAACAGUGCAUUGAGGUCUUUGAGCUCAUGGAGAAAGAGAAGUUAGAGCCCAAUCAAAUCACAUUUGUUUCAGUUCUUCGUGGGUGUAGCAUGUCGGGUUUGGUUGAUAGGGGGCUUCGGUACUUUGAUUUGAUGAAGAGUACAUACGGUAUUGAGCCUUGGCCUGAGCAUUAUGGGUGCAUGGUGGACUUGUAUGGCAGAGCUGGGAGACUAGAAGAGGCUUUGCAGUUCAUUAAAUCUAUGCCUUGUAAUCCCCAUACUGGAGCUUGGGGAGCACUGCUUAAUGCAUGCAAAAUCUAUCGAAACAUCGAGUUGGGAGAACUUGCCCAAAAGAAAAUUUUGGAGCUUGAAGCAAUGAAUGAUGGGGCUUAUGUGCUUUUGUCAAACAUAUAUGCUGACUCCAGGAAUUGGAAGGGAGUCAGCAAUGUGCGGGAGUUGAUGAAGGCAAAGGGAGUUAGGAAAGAACCUGGUUGCAGUGUGAUUGAGGUUGCUGGUACUGUUCAUGAGUUCUUUGUUGGGGAUAAAUCUCAUCCAAUGUAUCGGGAGAUUGAGAUCAUGCUGGGAGAGAUUAAUUGGAGGCUGAAACUAGCUGGCUAUGAAGCCAAAACUAAUGAAGUGUUAUUUGACAUUGAGGAAGAGGAGAAAGAGAAUGCUCUUUUUUGGCAUAGUGAGAAACUGGCAAUUGCAUAUGGGCUUAUUGUCCUCAAGGAAGGUUUAACCAUCAGGAUUGUGAAGAACCUCAGGGUUUGUUGGGAUUGUCAUGAUGUGUCCAAGUUUAUAUCAAAAGUUUUUGAAAGAGAGAUUAUUGUGAGAGAUAGGAAUAGGUUUCACCACUUCAAAGAUGGAGUGUGUUCUUGUCAGGAUUAUUGGUGAUACAUUCGGCCAAAAUUUGUCUAUUUAUAAAUAUUUCAAUUCUUAUGAUA